CUCCCACGUGGACGGCUGCGCCGCUCACUCCAUAGCAGGAUCUUCUCCGCCUCCGUUAUCCAUUUGCCCCUCCCCUCCCCGCGAAACAGCCGACAAGUCCGCUUCAAGACUCCCUUGGUCUCCGUCGCCUCGAGCGCGGCCAUGGGCGCCGCCGGCCUCCCGGCACCGGGAUGCUUGCAAAAAGUUGGACAAGGUGCCGUGUUGGACAUGUUCGGAUUGAGGACGGUCAGCUAUAGAACACACAAGACGUUCAAGUUUCAGUGCGUUGCAUCCAAUGGGCCUCGAUUUGGGACUGAUCUUUCUAAUAAGAAGAAAAUCAAAAGCAGGAAGAAGGCAAAGGAUGCUGCACUGGAUAAAAGCAAGGUAGCAUCUGGAGACUCAAAGAACCAGGAACAGUGGGCACCAGAAUUAGGAACUGGAAGAGAAGAAAAAUCUGGUAAAACAGUCAUGGAUAAGAAAUUUCUGGAAAAAAUUGAAGCUGUUCGAAGGGCUGCACUUGAUAAAAAGAAAGUUGAGGAGAAGAAAACUUAUCAAGCUAUUGAUUAUGAUGCUCCAAUUGAAUCAGAUAAGAGUACAAUUGGCUUUGGUACAAGGGUUGGAAUUGGAAUAGCUGUUGUGGUCUUUGGACUAGUUUUCACUCUUGGGGAUUUUCUUCCUUAUGGAAGUGAUAGUCCUAGCAAGGAAAGCACGGUGGUCAACAAACAACUUUCUGCAGAGGAAAAAACAAAUUUUAAGAGAGCGCUUGAAGGGUUCGAAGAAACAUUGACGAAGUCACCUAAUGAUCCUACUGCUCUUGAGGGUGCAGCAGUAUCAUUGGUUGAACUUGGUGAAUAUGAGAAGGCAUCCAGUCUACUUGAGAAACUAGUUAAGGUUAUCCCUGACAAAGCAGAAGCCUAUCGUUUGUUAGGUGAAGUAAAGUUUGAGCUCAAGGAUUACGAGGGGAGUUCUUCAUCAUAUAGGAACUCUUUAUCUGCAUCUGACGGCAUUGAUUUUGAAGUUCUUCGUGGUCUGACAAAUUCAUUAAUUGCUGCUAAGAAGCCGGAUCAGGCAGUUGAAGUAAUUCUCUCUUGCCGCCGGAAGUUGAAUGAAAAGAGUCAAAUACCAAGUGCUGACCUUAAGGCUGCAAAUGACAAAGGUGCUCAGAAGUCUCAAGAUAUUGAUCCUAUCCAAAUUGAUCUUCUUCUAGGGAAGGCCUAUUCUGACUGGGGCCAUAUCAGUGAUGCUGUUACAGUUUAUGAUAAGCUAAUCACGGAACAUCCUGAAGACUUCCGCGGUUAUUUGGCGAAGGGAAUCAUACUGAAGCAGAAUGGCAAGGCAGGCGAUGCAGAAAGAAUGUUUAUUCAGGCCAAAUUCUUCGCCCCAGAGGCAGCGAAGGCACUUGUUGAUAUUUAUGCACAGAGAUAGAGAUUCAGUGCACAAUAAAUAACGGGAUAAAAGUUACAGACAUAUGGCAUAUCAGGUUGAUUGAAACAUAAGCGAGGGCAACAGUCCAAGAUAAGGAAGGGAAAAAGCAACAGCAAAAGAGCAGAGUUGGAAGGGAAGGAAGGAGGUAUCUUGAGAAGAACUUGGUCUAAACGUUAGGAUAGAGUUCAGUUUUGUUUAAGUCCAAGGCUUGCUAUUCCCUUUCUGUUUCAAAGGGGGCUGGACUGAAGUUGCAUGAAAACUAUGAAUGAAAUUUGCAAGGGGGCGAAAGUUUGCUCGCCUUGCUUCUCAA
Messenger RNA from Lolium perenne, 1714 nucleotides. Lineage: Eukaryota; Viridiplantae; Streptophyta; Magnoliopsida; Poales; Poaceae. The record is from RefSeq and is a predicted model, not a curated record.